Molecule: messenger RNA, 918 nt
Organism: Drosophila hydei
Lineage: Eukaryota; Metazoa; Arthropoda; Insecta; Diptera; Drosophilidae
Exons: 3
Coding region: 52-459 (135 amino acids)
Source: RefSeq, a predicted model, not a curated record
ACAAGUUUGACAGUUAGUCGAUAAUAAACCAUAUUGACAUUUCCAGUUAGAAUGCUAAACACGCUCACACUCUUCUGGCCAUUUGGUGAUAAUUGGCGUCUUGGUGUGGCAUCCACGAAGCAUCAACGCCGGCAAUCAGUUGGAAGCUGGAUGCAAAUCAGUGAACUGGCAUUAGGCAAAGAUCUUCAGAGCAGUCCGCAGUUCCACACGGCUUGGCCAUUGUUUUUUCGUGCAUCAGCAUCAGGCUGGGGGCAAGGGGCACAGGGAGGCAGCAACUUCAGCUCGUACGCAUGUCAAUCUUCUCGGAUGCUCUGUAGUUGCAGACCCCCUCAAGACUUAAAGUUCACGAAAUCAGGUCACAAUGCGAAAAUGAAGCCUACACCCCACAGGCAGCUUAAAGAAGAUAAGUUUCCAUAUGCUUGUAUAUACAAUAUUAAUGAAAGUAUUCUUCAUAAUUAAUGAAAUCUUAAUGGGCGCCUUACAAGGCAACGCAGACAGCGCACAAACACAAAUCAGCGCCGGGCCAAAGCAGCUUAGCGAACAGAAGUUCCCACAUCAUUAAUAAAAGAAAACCAAAAAAAAAAAAUAAAAGAAGCCCAACUAGAGAUCAGAAGCAGCAUCGUUCGAGAGACACACACGAUGAUCCCGUGCUGGCGCUGGCCAACAAAAUUCAAACGAAUUAAAGCGACUUCAACUUACAAAUGUAUCUACAAGAUACAAGAACAAAAACAAAACCAAAAAAAAGAAAAACACAAACGACGACAAAUUAUGCAGCGACAACGAAGACUAACUCAAAGCGCAGCAGCAGAAGCAGCAUUUAGAUUUGGAAUUGGAAGGAAGCUGCAGGCUUAUCUCGCGCAUGGACAUGUAUUUAGAUUUAAAUUUGGCUCUUUCGUUCACUAGCUAGCUAGCUAACUG